Molecule: messenger RNA, 1797 nt
Organism: Trichobilharzia regenti
Lineage: Eukaryota; Metazoa; Platyhelminthes; Trematoda; Strigeidida; Schistosomatidae
Source: the annotation of a GenBank genome assembly
UAUUUAUCAUGGUCUUGAAUAUUUAUCAUAAUUGCGUAUUAUUCUCAGAGGUUCUAAGUGCAUCAUAGGGCUUCGGCAGCACAUCUCUAUUUCAUCCUGUUCACCGUAGUCCUAUUUAGCUGACUCUAUGAUUGCCCAUAAGCUUUCAUCUUCUCCUCCUACGAUCUCCUCCAUGUCACCCUUGGAUGCCCGAUUCCUCGUCUCCCAUUUAGGUUCCACUCAAAAACCCAACACUCCCCUUCACUUCUGAAAAUAUUUAUUCUUUUAGAUAUCUCUUGCUUUUGAAAAAAAUACUGAAGUAUUUCUGGUUGUAUUGGCUUCUGUGAGUUGAAUGUUUCCACCAUUCAGCUUCCCACUAUCACUAUCACGUUGAUUUGGUGAAGAGAUUCCCCUGAAAAGAAGGAAACCUGAGAAAUGACUCCAGCCUAUCCAACCAAGGAUACAACACUGAAUAAUAAACUUGGUGGAAUUAUUUACAAAUCCUUAAAAAAUAUUCACCAUCAAUUUGAAUAUGAAUCAUUAGAAAAUGAACAGCUGCAUAUAAAAUCAAAGUAUGGCUUACUAUUGGAUAAACAUUAUCUACCAAAGGGUGAUAAUCCCUUCAUCAAUUUAACAAAAGCUUGGUGUACAGUAGCUGGUUGUACUGCUGCUUAUACUUAUAAAACUAUUGGUCAAGAUUUCAGUGAACCAAUGAAAAUUUGGUUGGCUAAUGCUGCCAAUUGUACUAUCCUGUUUAGUCUUUUAGCUGAGUUCACUGAUGUUCAACAGUCAACACAUCAACAAAACAAGAAAAUCCUACCUUCGUCUGCCUUAUCGUCAUCUUCGUUACCUGAUGGGAAUUGGUCUUAUGGUUCAUGGUCACUAGACAAUCUUUUGAGUGUUAAUGAAAUGAAGGCUAUUAUUAAACCUGAGAUGUCAGAUAUCUGUGUUGCAGUAAUGAUAGCUGGUGUUAUUAACUAUUACCAGGAAGGUUGUCUACUGCCGAAAACACUGACUAAAUACGCUGAUGAUUUGAUCAAGUCAACAGAAAUGGAUCAGUAUGGAAUUACACACAUACGGGAUAAACUACAAAUUAUGGCGAUCACAAGUAGUUGGAUAUCAAAAAUUAAUAUUUUCAAUGAAAUGCAAAAAAUCGAUGCUAACAGAAAAUCAAAUCUGAGAAAUAUUAAGACUUUAGGAUUAACAAGCAUUACACUGACUUCUGAUAUGAUAGAAUCUCUUCGAACAGCUCCAGCCGGUUGGAAGUGUACAUCAAUCGCUUUCAAUAUAGCCAGUAAAUUAGUCCAGUCAUCAGAAUGUUUUUAUUUUAUGGCUGGGUUAAAUGAAUUAGUAGAGUUGGUUAAAUUAUGGCAAAAGCUGAAACAAAAUCCAAUCCUAUAUCAUAUUGCUGGUAAAGUUCUUACAAACACUCAAGAAAACAUAUUUGUGGAUAAUGGAAGAAAUCUUCUAGGUAGAUUGAUCACCUAUUUAAAGUAUACAGAACCACAGAGUGAAUUAUUUACAUCGAAGUACUUAAAAUCGAAUGAUCAAACUCUUGAGAGGAUCUAUGCUGAUUAUUCUGAAAACUGGGAAAAUAUUGUAAAAGCAUUUCAUCAUUGUACAGAUAAAAUAAUAAAACACAGUAGUAAUCUUACACAGCAACUGAAGGCUUUACAUCUUAUUCCGGAGACUUUCAAACUGAAUGAAAAUGCUAUACGUAUGUGUCGUGAAAUGUUUCGAGAUAAUGCUUAAAAACGCGGGAAUUGUUGUAUGUAUUUGCAUAAACAUAAAUCAUUAUUAGCAAAUAAAUUAUUUUAU